UCCAUGAUUUGCUUGGUGCUUACCCUGUUCCCCAACAUCUUCCAGAGCACUUGCACCGGAAUAAAUGAGCGCACCUUCCUGGCCAUCAAGCCAGAUGGGGUGCAGCGGCAUCUCAUAGGGGAGAUGAUCAGGCGCUUUGAAAAGAAGGGCUUCAAACUGUUGGGGAUGAAACUCAUGCAGGCCUUGGAAGACUUGCUGAAGGAGCAUUAUAUAGCCCUCUGUGAUCGCCUCUUCUAUAGCCACCUGGUGGAGUACAUAAGAUCGGGUCCUAUUGUAGCUAUGGUCUGGCAGGGGCUGGAUGUGGUAAAGAUAGCUUGUACAAUGAUUGGAGAAACUAACCCUGCUGAUUCCAGACCCUGAACCAUCCGAGGGGACUUCUGCAUUGAAGUCAGCAAGAAUGUGAUUCAUGGCAGCGACUCGAUCGAGAGUGCCCGGUGGGAGAUUUUGCUCUGGUUCCACACAGACAAGCUGACGUGUUGGGCAGAGAGCACUGAGCACUGGAUCUAUGAGUAA
Messenger RNA from Chelonoidis abingdonii (Abingdon island giant tortoise), 513 nucleotides. RefSeq names its product NME/NM23 nucleoside diphosphate kinase 3 (gene NME3). The record is from RefSeq and is a predicted model, not a curated record. Gene Ontology annotation, biological process: UTP biosynthetic process; CTP biosynthetic process; GTP biosynthetic process. NCBI's taxonomy places the organism in Eukaryota, Metazoa, Chordata, Testudines, Testudinidae. Gene Ontology annotation, molecular function: nucleoside diphosphate kinase activity.